Molecule: messenger RNA, 985 nt
Organism: Cantharellus anzutake
Lineage: Eukaryota; Fungi; Basidiomycota; Agaricomycetes; Cantharellales; Hydnaceae
Exons: 6
Coding region: 236-880 (214 amino acids)
Source: RefSeq, a predicted model, not a curated record
GGAUCUCAAGUGGGAUUUCUCAAGUGAACCUAAAGUGACAAAAGUGCGUCAAAACUAGAUCUAAAGUCGCCACUUUAGGUCCUACUCGACUUGGGGCUCAGGAGCCCCAAUUCGCCUAAAGUCACUCACUUCAACUUGUCUAAACUCGGCUUUAAAACUGAGUCACCUGUUUGUUUCCUUCUUCACCGUCACCCCAUCUCUGCCGCUUCCACUGCUGUACUGCUCCCCUUGCUACAUGCCCCCCAAACGAAGGAAUCUUGAAGAGGGGGGACCAUCUCAGCCAUGGUCCACACGCUGUUCUCGUGUUUCUAGGAGUGAUGAUGCCACAUCAGCUGUCAAGGCCGAGGCCAAAUCAGAUCCCCGCCCCCCAAAGAUUCAAUGGGACUUUAAUGAACGGUGGACUGACCGCUUGAUUGAAUAUCUCUCAAACAACCCAGAUGUUCGACUAAAGAUGUUCAGCGACUCGGUAAAGGAUGCAAGGAAGGAGUCACGUAAGAAGGUUGUUGGUAGCAAGCUGAAGGUUGAAUACUAUCGCCAGAUAGCCCGGGCAGUUUUUGACAUUGUAGAUGAGGCUGAACGCACAGCUUAUGUAUCGGACCCUGAGCGUUAUGCUACAUCUGUCAUGGGUCGGAUCAUAUAUUUACAAAAGACAUACACCGGCUAUCGCAAAUCACUGAAGGUCACUGGUGGAGGCUUGAAGGACGAUGAUGAUGAUGGAUCUGAGGCAUACAAUAACCAGUUAGAAAUGAUCCGAUCAUCUUUCCGUUGGUGGGAUGUGCUGCAUGCUUGGUGGUCUGAGCAUCCCAAGUAUGCCUUUCAAAUGGUGACGAAUUCAACAACCGGAAUCGAAAAAAUGACUCGCUCCCUUGGAAUGACUUGAAAAUCGACCCGGCAGCAUCAGCAAAAAAUUGUUAUGCUCCUGAGUGCUCCGGAGUAUGGGGAGCACUGGGAGAAUCAGGAGGAGAUUGGCCGGUCCAGGAACAGC